AUGCAACAGUGGUUCUAUACUUGCGAAUCAGUCAACCUGAUACAUCACAUCCACAAGAGAGAGCAUAAAAAUCAUACAAGCAUCUCAAGAGAUGCGGAAAAAGCAUCUGACAAAACACUCUGGGCCACGGUGGUGGUGGCACCCGCGCAGGGCCCAGCCGCCGGGGCCCCCAAAGUGCUGCUUCUGUCCGGCAAGCCCGCUGCCGCCGCCGCCGCCAGAGCCCCGGCCGGCCGGGCUCUGCCACUCAUGGUGCCGGGCCCGCGAGGGGCCAGCCCCAAGGCGGCAAGUGGGGGGACGCCCCGGGCACGCAAGCGACAGCGCCUCACGCACCUGAGCCCCGAGGAGAAGGCGCUGCGGAGGAAACUGAAAAACAGAGUAGCAGCCCAGACUGCCAGAGACCGAAAGAAAGCUCGAAUGAGUGAGCUGGAACAGCAAGUGGGAGAUUUGGAGGAAGAGAACCAAAAACUUUUGCUAGAAAAUCAACUUUUGCAAGAGAAAACUCAUGGCCUUGUAGUUGAGAACCAGGAGUUAAGACAACAGCGCUUGGGGCUGGAUGCCCUGGUUACUGAAGAGGAGGUGGAGACUCAGACCAAGGGGAAUGGAGCGAGGCCGGUGGCCGGGUCUGCUGAGUCCGCAGCAGGUGUAGGCCCAGUUGUCACCCCUCCAGAACAUCUCCCCAUGGAUUCUGACAGCGUUGACUCUUCAGACUCUGAGUCUGAUAUCCUGUUGGGCAUUCUGUUCAACUUGGAGCCAGUCAUGUUCUUCAGAUGUCCUUCCCCAGAGUCUCCCAGCCAGGAGCAGCAUCCAGAAGCCCAUCCAGAAGGACCCAGUUCCUUACCAACCUCCCCUUUUCUGUCACUGGGGACGUCAUCAGCCAAGCUGGAAGCCAUUAAUGAACUGAUUCGUUUUGAUCACGUAUACACCAAGCCCCUAGUCUUAGAGAUACCCUCUGAGACAGAGAGCCAAGCUAAUGUGGUAGUGAAAAUUGAGGAAGCACCUUUCAGCCCCUCAGAGAAAGAUCACCCUGAAUUCACUGUCUCAGUGAAGGAAGAUCUUGUAGAAGAUGACUUCAUUCCAGAGCUGAGCACCUCAGAUCUGCUUUCAUCCAGCCACUGCCUGAAGCCAUCUUCCUGUCUAUUGGAUGCUUAUAGUGACUGUGGAUAUGAGGGCUCCCCUUCUCCCUUGAGCGACAUGUCCUCUCUGCUUGGUGUAGACCAUUCUUGGGAGGACACUUUUGCUAACGAACUCUUUCCUCAGCUGAUUAGUGUCUAAGGAAUGAUCCAGUGCUGUUACCCUUUUCUUUUGACCAUUAUACUGCCUGGAAGAUAGCAAAGAAGCCUGUGCUUCAUUUAAAAAGCCAA
Neogale vison (American mink) is the source of this 1361-nucleotide messenger RNA. RefSeq lists its product as uncharacterized. NCBI's taxonomy places the organism in Eukaryota, Metazoa, Chordata, Mammalia, Carnivora, Mustelidae. Gene Ontology annotation, molecular function: DNA-binding transcription factor activity, RNA polymerase II-specific; RNA polymerase II transcription regulatory region sequence-specific DNA binding. Gene Ontology annotation, cellular component: nucleus. The record is from RefSeq and is a predicted model, not a curated record. The transcript is spliced from 3 exons. The coding region runs from base 1 to 1272 and encodes 423 amino acids.